UCUCGCGCUGAGUUUGAAUGCCGCGGCUGGGCCAGGGGACGGUUGGAGAACGUCGAAGCGGAGCGGGGAAGGAGGGACGCUCGGAAUUGCACAUUUACCCAGGGUAGAAGUGCACCUUUUAUAUCCUCCUGUGAAAGUGAUGAUGAAACAUGUGAAAUUCCUUUUGACAAUGCAGCUACUAUCUAUAGCAGUAUUCCAAGUGAAAGCCAUAAAAGAUAUUGAAGACUAUUAUGAGAAGACAAAGAGGGCUGUUGAUGAAAGAAUUCCUGCUGGUGGUUAUCACGAGAAGGCAAAGAGGAAUUUAGAUGGCAUUGAGGACUAUAAUGAGGAUGAGGAUGAUGAUGAUGAUGAUGACGAAGAUUCCGAUAUUGAUUAUGAGGAGACAAAAACUAAAUCUAAGCAACGUGUGCACAGAACCAGAAAAGCAUUAGAUGAAGAAAGGGAGAAAAGGGAGUAUGAAUAUUAUUCUCGUGGAAAAUUUGCCAGGGAUAUUGAUGACUAUGUGCGUUAGUUACAGCAUGAGUGGUCAUUGAUUUGUCAGAUGUUAAAAAAUGUACGUGCCCAUACAGUGUCUACCUAAAAUAAGUAAUAACAGGGAAUAAAGAUUUCUACAUGUGCCCAUUUGAUUUUCUUAGUUAUGCAAUUUAAUUGUCUAAGCUUAGUGGUUGCUGUUGAUGGUGAAUUUGAUCACUUUUAUUGGAUAACACAUUUGGAUUUGAGUGUACUCUUGAAAGGCACUUGUAUUUCAGAUUGUGUGCCUUGAGAGGCUUAACGGACCUUAAUCUGCAUCUACAGGCAAAAAUCUCUUGUUCAUGUUAUAGAAAUCUGUGAUGCAUUUUUCUUUUGGAAGAUUUGGUACUUUGAAAAUCGAUUAAGGUUUCUACUCAAAACCAGAAAAUGGA
Stegostoma tigrinum is the source of this 902-nucleotide messenger RNA. RefSeq lists its product as uncharacterized. NCBI's taxonomy places the organism in Eukaryota, Metazoa, Chordata, Chondrichthyes, Orectolobiformes, Stegostomatidae. The transcript is spliced from 3 exons. The record is from RefSeq and is a predicted model, not a curated record. The coding region runs from base 140 to 511 and encodes 123 amino acids.